Molecule: messenger RNA, 5304 nt
Organism: Cephus cinctus (wheat stem sawfly)
Lineage: Eukaryota; Metazoa; Arthropoda; Insecta; Hymenoptera; Cephidae
Product: protein gooseberry
Exons: 6
Coding region: 1006-2523 (505 amino acids)
Biological process (GO): regulation of transcription by RNA polymerase II; anatomical structure development
Molecular function (GO): DNA-binding transcription factor activity, RNA polymerase II-specific; RNA polymerase II cis-regulatory region sequence-specific DNA binding
Source: RefSeq, a predicted model, not a curated record
ACGUAAAAUCGUUUCAGUGGUAAUCGGCAAGCGUGCGUGAAUAUAUCGUCGUUACGGUAUCACGAAUAGAGCUGUUAUCGCGGAUUGGUAUUUAAUGUCCGCAGGACGAUCGGCAACAGACGCGCAACUGGUUAUCGGUAUCCGAAUGCGUGCGAUUGUCAAAAGUGCAUGAGCUGUGCGAAUAUAAAAAAUAGUGUUGAAAAAGUAGUGGGAAGCGGCGCAGCCUCAUAUAAUUCAAAAGUAAUAAAGUCCAACUGGAAUCGCGUAAGUGGCUUGAGAACAGUGGGCGUGACCGGAGGCAAUUCCGUACUAAAGGAACCUCCGAUUGGCUGUUCCAGACUGCGAACAGGUAGCUGGACUGUGCCCCUCUACCGGAUGACUUGUUCUUGGUUCCUGACGGCAGACUAUCCCACUACUGACAGUUGGCAGGUCUUUUCUGAUUCUGUAGGCGGGGCUUGAUCUUAGUUAGCCAAGAUCGUCACCAGCGCAAAGUCAGUCAGGAUCACGAAGCGGAUCGGUUAAGAUCGUUCCUCGUCGCUCGUCGUGUUACGACUUUCGCGCGCCGGUAGCAGUUAUAUUUAUUUAUUUUUUUUUUCUUCGACCGAACCUUCACACCUUUAUUUUCAACACUCUCUACGGUCGUCAAAAAUUUUCGAUGGUCUCGGCUGUCUCACCGGACACCGCGUAGAUCCGGAUUUUUCAUCCUGGGUUCAUCCGAGUGACUCUGUGCAUCUUCGAGUUCCAAAAUCUUUAUCUUGGACUACUUCCGGCACCAAAGUAUACCGCGCAGUUGUUUUCGCAUCCAUAUACGGUAUCGUUCGGAAAAAUUGAAAAAAAAAUUGGUUCGGUCCAUUUUUUACGGAUACCGUCAAAUCUCCUUUUCUCUUUUACUUCUGUCCCAUCGAGUCUUACGAUUUGUACUCGUCCGAUUUUUUUAUGCCGAGUGUGUGCUGUGAUCCUUAUUGCGAGAGGCAAGUCUUGUAGAGUGACUUGGGACUACGUGAAAUGACGGUUACCACCAACUUCUCGAUGAUGCGACCCUGCUUCACUGGAUAUCCAUUCCAAGAUCUGGGUUCGAUACCGGGUCAGGGCCGUGUCAACCAAUUAGGUGGUGUCUUUAUAAACGGUCGUCCAUUGCCAAAUCAUAUUCGGCUAAAGAUCGUAGAAAUGGCUGCGGCUGGUGUACGUCCCUGUGUGAUAUCGAGGCAACUGAGAGUAUCGCACGGCUGUGUCUCGAAGAUCCUGAAUCGCUACCAGGAAACCGGAAGUAUCCGUCCAGGAGUCAUUGGCGGUAGCAAACCCCGCGUAGCCACGCCGGAAGUCGAAGCGCGAAUCGAGGAAUACAAGCGCGACAAUCCCGGAAUAUUUUCCUGGGAAAUUCGGGACAGACUCGUCAAGGAAGGAAUCUGCGACAGGACCAGUGCACCCAGCGUCUCGGCCAUCUCCAGGUUGCUGCGAGGACGCGAUCCCGAGGACGAGGCUAAAUUGGGUGACGGAAAAACCAGUUCUGGGUCUGAUUGCGAAAGUGAACCGGGAAUACCGUUGAAGAGGAAGCAACGUCGCAGUCGCACGACCUUCACCGCCCACCAACUGGAUGAAUUGGAAAGAGCCUUCGAGAGGACCCAGUACCCUGACAUCUACACCAGGGAGGAACUGGCCCAAAGAACGAAGUUGACCGAGGCCAGGAUUCAGGUCUGGUUCAGCAACCGUCGGGCACGUUUACGGAAACAACUGUCCUCAACCACCUCAGGAGGUUACGUUGGUUCCGUAGCAUAUCCUGCGGCCUCAUACGUUCUCCAUCCGCCAGCUGCGCCGCAUCCACAUGCAGGUGCAGUGGUACCAUCCAGCCAUCCUCAUCCUCAUUCGCACGGCCAGCCACUGCCGGAUGCGGCCUUCUCGUCUAGCCAGGUUCCAGAACUGUACUCGUCCCACCAUACGACAAUGUCUCACCAACUGGCCGAUUCGACGAGACUGGCUUCUUCGGUUGGAUCAACACCCACUUACAGUCUUCCUACGUCGGUUGCAUAUCCAGCAUCCCUCCUGCCACCAACUUCAUCCAGUACUCACAUGGCUCAUCAACCGUCGCCAGUUCCCCCUGUAUCGUCCAGCUACCAACAGAGCAACGGUCACCAGCUACCACCGACGCCCAAUUCCUUGGUGACGAUGAUGGGUCCCAAUUCCGGCAAUUCCAAUCCCUCGUCGGAACAGCUGAACAACACUGCGGAAUUGCCAAUUAGUUCGGUCUCGCCCGUUCAACAGCAGCAGCAGCAGCAGCAACAGCAGCAGCAACAACAACCCUCCAGCCAGCAGAGCCAAGCUGGCUCGUCAUCGCCAUCUUGGAAUCUGCAUAUCUCUGCCGGAAGUGGCAGGGUACCACUUCCGAGUCCACCGUCCACCCUUCAACAGACGCAUGCGCCUCAUGCUGCUCACACCCAUCAAGCUUUUACCAGCCAUUACGCGAGUCAGAGUUUUCAACAGCCACCCAGACCUGCUCCGCAUCAACCCUUUUACAGUUGGUACUGAGGAGAGUUGGGAAUUGACGAAUAUUUUUCAAAUUAUUUAUCGUAUUCUUUCGACAAACGCUUUUCAUCUACUUUCUCGUCUCGCCCUAUGGGAGUUGCAAUUAAUUCUUUUCUUUUUUCGUCUUUUUUUUUUGGCAAUACUCAAACUCUUCUUCGAAGCGAACGGAGUCGCGCGACCAAUUGGACGACCAGUUUGCGCAGGUAUAGGAAUAACAAUCGAAACGAAAGAAAUGAUAUUGUCGAUGCCAGUAAAAUUUUAACUGUAGUUUUAUUUAGUAUUAAAUAGUUAAUCAGUCUUUAAGGGUUCCUUCACAAUGUUUCUCUGGCCUAUUGCGUUGUUGCUUAUCUUAAAUCUUAUUCUUUAAUUAACGUUGUCUCUGCUAUGUCUGAAACGGGGAUAAUGGUCACACCAGUGAAUUUUCUUAUUAUCAUAAGAUCAUGCAAACACCAUGGCACUUUGCAAUAUUUAAAAGCGAUAGACAAUUUGACAGUUUGCGGGCACAACUGUGAAUUAAGUGAUCACGUUUUAUUGUAACGUUGCUUGGUUUAUUCCUCGACAACAUUUUUAACUCUUUUAUCCCGAAAAUUGUAGAUACGUCAUAUCCUUUAAGUCUAGUUGAUAAUCUCUGUUUUUGUUCGUCCCUCUUUUACUUUUUUCUUCUCUCUCUCUCUCUCUCUCUCUCUCUCUCUCUCUCUCUCUCUCUCUGUACUUAUUUCUGGGAUUAAUGUAAAGUAUCAAUUUUACGCCACGCGGUACGUUAUUGUUGAUUUGCAGUUCGACCAAAAAUCUAGCCUGUAGCGGUGAUAACCAAUCGAGAAGAUAAUUAAAUAGUUAAUUAAGGUUUCGUUGAAACAUAUUUGUCUUGUUUUUAUGGAAAACCCCAUAUUAAUUCAAACACGUGCAUUUUUCUUAUAUCUAUCUCUUGUAUCGUCUCAAAGUAAACACGAGUGUCGAUCGUGAAUCAUUUAGAAGAUCCAAUGUCCAUUCGCGACACUGUGGACAUAUGUAUAUAUAUCUAUAAUGUACAUGUUAUUAUGUAUAGUAAUGUAUUUUACUGAGCAUCGUUACUGAAUAAAGACUCAAAGUAAAUAUACCGAAGGGUAUACAUUGUAUGUAUUAAAUAUAUAUAUAUAUAUAUUCAAAUUAAUUGACAGGAAGAUUAAAAGAACAGUCUUUAUUUAAUUUAAUUUUUAAUUCCACUGUUUUCCCGUAUUAACUGUAACAAGGCACGUUGCAUAAGUACAAUGUAAGAAGAAAAAAAUGGAGACGAAUAAAAAUAGCCGCAGUCUUACUUGUCACGCGAUAUCGCUUAUGCGAACACGUUGAAGCACACUUACAUAAUGUUCAGAGAAUUACCAGCAGUUUUCGUUUGGUAUCGCGGAAGCUUCGAUCGUUAGUUUCCUUCCGGCAAAGGGUUAGAGCUGUAUAAUGGCAGGUGGGAUAACAAUGCCGGGGAAGAAAUUCUUAAGAAUUUUUACAGUGCAGCUCAAAUUAAAUGGAAUUACAUCAAAGGGCUAUUUAAAUGGGAUCUUUAUCGGAUUGUUAGCAGUCAUUAUUAAUAAUGUAAUUAUACUCGAUACAGUAGAAUCAAUGGAAAAUAUAUAUACCGAUUGAAUAGCACAGCUGGUUUUAUGCGGAAUUUAUGAAAUAUCUGUGGUGGGAAACUCAUUUGCAUUGGGCAUGAAAACAUUACACGUAGCAAGUGUUCAGUUGACUUUGUAUUUACGUGAAAAAUGUAAAGCGUUACCUGCAUGGUUUUAUUCCUUAUUUUAAUUGUGUGUAAUUUGUGUUCUUUGUACGUAGCUCGCUCGUAUCUGAGUUUAAUCGAGUGAAAGAAAAAGAAAAGCAUCCUGGCAGUUCUUUGUGGCAGGAUGCAGAAAGAAGAAGAGUUAUGUGUCAGAGUUCCGCAUUAACGUUAAGACUUAGGUUAAAACUGAGUGUGCUUCUGCGCAGGCGCAGCUGUCGUCACUGCAUCGUUCAGGGCCGGCAGCUCAUUGUCGCUCACGACACGUUAGGCUUCGGAUCUAUGACAGCAGGUAAGGCAGCUGACGUUAGUGUAAAUGUGAGAGAUGCUACAAGGUGGCACCAGCAGCAGUUCUAUAUGAUGAUGUAUACAUAUCCAUCAUCUCCAUUCUGCUCUUUCCUUCAUUUUUUAAUCUAUCUUACACUUUGCUUCUGACUUCCAUGAUAAAUAAAGCAGUCGACUCGUUAACUCGUUUUUGCGAGGACUUUUCGUUAGUUCGUCAUAAUUCCGCGAGAUGGCUCUGUCAGACUAGUUCUAGUUCCAACAAAAAUCUGGGGCGCGGAAAAAUAAUCUAGCGCCAAAAAAUGCACCGCGUCUAAAAAAUUACGAAAAUUCCUGGUUUGGGACGUCGGACGUCUUUAUACGGGCCUGAAAAACACAGAGAUCGUACACUACAGAGAUGAGCAGGGAGAUGCACAACGCUAAGGUUUUAGGCGAUACCACAAUCUAUGGCGCUAAAUCGUAGCGGCGAGUCUGGAAGUUGGAUUUUGUGAUCAUCGGCUCCGUCGACAAUGCAAAUCCCAUCGUGAACACAUCCCAUCGCAGAGGUUCUCCGCUGCUUACCGCUAAUUCCCAAAGCAACACUUAGAACUAGGCUAGUAACUAUAGAACUUCUCAAGAACUACUGAAAAAGCCUAUUGUUGAAAGAUCUUUAAGACAUUUUUAAGAAAGCGUGGUGCCUACUUGACACCCGUAUAGCACCUCAAUUUUUAUUAAAUAUUAUUGGAUCUUGAUUUACUUUCAAAUUUUAUUCAAAA